This is a messenger RNA of Bombyx mandarina (wild silkworm), 2488 nucleotides long. RefSeq names its product protein hunchback. Gene Ontology annotation, molecular function: DNA-binding transcription factor activity; RNA polymerase II cis-regulatory region sequence-specific DNA binding. The record is from RefSeq and is a predicted model, not a curated record. Gene Ontology annotation, biological process: regulation of transcription by RNA polymerase II. Lineage: Eukaryota; Metazoa; Arthropoda; Insecta; Lepidoptera; Bombycidae.
AUCACAUCGUCUCCUGCCGCGGCACUGAAAGGACGUAACCAUUAAAAACGUUGAUCAUUUUUAUGUGUGUUAAAAAAAUAAGUGAAAGGAUAAAAGUGUAUAGAAACUAUUCAUGAAAAGUAUCUUGUGCUGUGUGUAAUUUUAUUAGUGUGACAACAAAAGGGGAAGGAAUGCUAAGCUGCGCCUCCCCCGCUGGCAUGACGCCCGCACCCCACUCCUCCCACCCCCAAGCGUGGGGUCCGCUCCUACAACCACCGACAGUCAAAACUGAACCGAUGGAUGAUGGAAGCUUUUCGAAAGAACAAACCAGUGGCUUUUAUUCAGAGGGAUUUCACAGCGCGUCACCCUCUUCUUCGAGUAAAGACUCGAACGGACAUUCUCCGCGUAGCGUCGGCAGUACCAGAGAACCUUCACCGUUUUACGACGCAAUGCCUUUAAAAGCUAAAGCCAACCUGGGCAUGCACUUGGAUUCGUUCCGCAACAGUCUACCAUACAGCUUGUUAACGCCUCCGGGCUUCGAAUCCCGGGCUAGCGACGCGCGCGAUCACUCACCUAGCUACGAGUCUUACUCGCCCAGAACAUUAGCGCCACCCGCCCACGUGUCCACGCCCUUAGGGCGCUCCGACGCCACUCCACCAAAGUCGCCACCCAGGACACCGUCGUCACCGGAGCGACGUUCGUUCGAUAGGUUCCACGAUUCCGGCUUCGAUGGUGUGGACCACAACAAACAUGACGGCGAUGACGGCCGCGAAGGCUCCGGUCUUGAGGACGACUUCGACGAGGAGCCCGGCCUCCGGGUGCCCGCAGUCAACUCACACGGAAAAGUUAAAACAUUCAAAUGCAAACAAUGCGAAUUUGUAGCGGUCACGAAACUAAGCUUCUGGGAGCACAGCAAAGAGCACAUUAAGCCCGAAAAGAUGCUGUGCUGCCGGAAAUGUCCCUUCGUCACGGAAUAUAAGCACCAUCUAGAGUACCACAUGCGGAACCACAUGGGCUCGAAGCCGUUCCAGUGCAGUCAGUGCUCGUAUUCAUGCGUGAACAAAUCGAUGCUGAAUUCCCACCUGAAAUCCCACUCGAACGUUUACCAAUACAGAUGUGCGGACUGCAAUUACGCAACCAAAUACUGUCACUCGCUUAAGCUCCACUUGCGCAAGUACCAGCACAGUCCGGCGAUGGUUCUAAAUUUGGACGGAACUCCAAAUCCGCUGCCGAUUAUUGACGUGUACGGAACACGAAGGGGGCCCAAACAGAAACCGUUGUCGAAAAUAUUCGAACAACAAACCGGCACGAACAACCACAGCCCUCAUCCACAGCCGCCGCCACCAACGCAUCCGCUUUUCGGAAAUCACUUCCCAGUAAACCUGCCGUAUCUACCACCGCUCUUGCCACACUCCUUCCUGUUUCCCCCUAACAACAACUACGAACAAAAGAUGUCACCGAGGAGCCACGAAACGCCAACCGAGAAACCCCAAAGUGCCUCACCACAACCGUCACUGCUCCACCAGCGCUUAGCGUUCAACGAAGCGCAGUCGGAAUUCAACCCGCUGUCCCCGGCAGCUAAGCCGCCACCCACAUCACCGCACACCCCGACGCUCGCACGAGAAGCGUCUCCGGUCCAGAGCAACGACGACGCUCUCGACCUGACCAACACGAAGAACAGCGAAGCGGGCACGCCGCCGCCGAGCACAGAGAAACCGACGCCCGUGACGCCGACAACCGCUCUGAAGAACAGACGGAAAGGACGCGCGUUUAAGUUACAACCGGCCGCGUUGAGACUACAGCACGAAGACGAGAAAAUGAGAGACGCGGAAGUAUCGGACAGUGAAUCGGAAGCUUCGGCGGACGCGGCCCUCGCUACGUCCACAAACAGCUACGCGUGCCAAUACUGCGACAUCACCUUCGGAGACCUCACCAUGCACACGAUCCACAUGGGUUUCCACGGAUACAAUGACCCCUUUAUGUGUAACAAGUGUGGCGAGAGGAGUGCCGACCGAGUGGCUUUCUUCAUCCACUUGGGUAGGGCGCAACACGCCUAACUCAUCCGCGCCUACCGCCCCUAGUCAAAGCUUUGUCGCUUACACGCGGCACAUUCAAAGCUCAAUGUUGAAAAGUAGAUUAUCGUAGUCUCGUACGUAUUGUUAAGCCAAAGAAUUGCUUGAUAAAAUAGUUUUGUAGCUCGGUUACGUGUACUGAACAUAAUUUUAUGAAUCUUUGUAGCGUCCUUUGAUGUAGUUUGAUUGAAAGUGUAUAGUGAUAAUGAUCGUAAUAUCUUUAACUUUUUUCGAACGGAAUUUCGGUGAAACAAAAAUCGGUGUAUAUUGGAUUGGUUUCUGUCAAAUUAAAUAUGAUUUAGUAAAAAAUACAAUUGAAACUAUAUUUGAUAGUUAAAAUGAGGAAGAACAAUUGACAUGAUUAUUUUCGUAACAAAAACAGGAUAUUUUUAAUUUAUUAUUAUAUCGCGGAAAAACAUUUGUUUUUAUGUAAUAAU